Insectozyma verbasci is the source of this 273-nucleotide messenger RNA. Lineage: Eukaryota; Fungi; Ascomycota; Pichiomycetes; Serinales; Debaryomycetaceae. The record is from the annotation of a GenBank genome assembly.
AUGUCAGAUAAUAAACAAAAUGGUGGUAGUUCCUCCACUAUUCAACAACAAGCUCUAGAAGAAGAAAAGAAAGUUAUAAAAACUUUAGAAGAAGAUGACGAAUUUGAAGAUUUUCCAGAUGAUAAUAAAGAUUGGUCAACAACUGCUAAUAAUGAUAAUAAAUUAAAUCAAGAUAAUUUAUGGGAAGAAGAUUGGGAUGAUGAUGAUAAUCAAGAUCAAUUUUCAAUCAAAUUAAGAGAAGAAUUAAAGAAAAAUGUAAAACCAAAUACUUAA